AUGGCUCCGGAGUUAAUAGGCGGUGGGCUUGUGGAUUUUGCUGUUGACAUUUGGGCGUUUGGAUGUUCUGUUUUGGAGAUGCUAACAGGGAAAACGGUUUGGGGAGAGCAUGGUGAUUUGGUUCAUGAUGAUUGGGUUGAUUUAAUUGGUCAUAGUGAUCUCACUCCUCAAAUCUCGACUCGGUUAUCUGCAGAAGCUCAAGACUUUCUAAUGAGGUGUUUGGUUAAGGAGCCUGGUUCGAGGUGGAGCAUCGGUGAACUCGUGGACCAUCUGUUUCUUUGUUCGGAUGUAGAGUUUUCUCACAAUGGUUUUGUUUAUGAUUGAGUUUGUUUAUGAUUGAGUUCUGUUUUGUAGUGUUGGUAACUGCAAGUAUUUUGUAGUAUUUGGUAAAGUAUUAUAAUUGUUGUUAGUGGAUUCAUGUUGAGUUCUCUGUUUUAUUAUUAGUUUGUAGUUGCAGAAUCAAG
Molecule: messenger RNA, 464 nt
Organism: Arabidopsis thaliana (thale cress)
Lineage: Eukaryota; Viridiplantae; Streptophyta; Magnoliopsida; Brassicales; Brassicaceae
Product: Protein kinase superfamily protein
Exons: 1
Coding region: 1-324 (107 amino acids)
Molecular function (GO): ATP binding
Source: RefSeq, marked reviewed